Messenger RNA from Salmo salar (Atlantic salmon), 935 nucleotides. It is a transcript of the gene cf190, whose product is annotated as CF190 protein. Gene Ontology annotation, cellular component: cytoplasm; nucleus. Gene Ontology annotation, biological process: T cell receptor signaling pathway. NCBI's taxonomy places the organism in Eukaryota, Metazoa, Chordata, Actinopteri, Salmoniformes, Salmonidae. The record is from RefSeq and is marked provisional.
GACUCAUAGAUGGCUGCUCUCUCUCUGUGUCACUGAGUUGCGUUGUUCACUGUAAGGUAUAGAAAGAGAGCCUUCAUACUAAAAUAUAAGCACUGGAACUUAGGUUAUACCAAAACCUCUGGUCAACCUUUUGCUGAUCCAUGGAGAAGAUGGCAUCUCCUCUCUAGGUUUCCUUUAGUGUAUACAUAGUCUGGGUCACCCAGAGUCCAAAUGGAAAGGAUGGCUAUGACAUUGGAAAAGUUCACCCGCUCUCUUGAUGCCAAGUCUCUCCCUAGAGUACUGCAGAUACAAUCUGGAUAUUAUUUCCAAGGUUCUGUGUAUGAGCUGUUUGGAAGAGAGUGGAGUUUCUCCUAUGGAGAGCUUCUGAAGAUCAUUGGGAUCAGUGUCACCAGACUCAUUGUGGAACUUCAGUCUGAGGGUUCCAAAUCUAUGACAGUAGAUCUAUCUCUCGACUACCCAGGCCUUUUCAGGAUCGUGGCCGACAAGAGGCCAUACGCCAGUAUACAGGAGAUUGUUGACUCAGUGUGUAUCAGCCCUGAGUGCCUGGGCCAGCCAGAGUUCCGCUGCCCUGAGGAACUACAGCUGGCUGAGGGGACCAUCCAGGCUGAGGAGAGCUUCAGACUCACUGCUCUUAGGACGAAGCACGGAGACAGCCAUGUUGACUGUGAGGUCACGCGGAAAGACUCCAAGCACAUCUUCACUGUGAAGCUCUCGCACACUGGGGAGUUCUAUGAGUGUGCCGACGACCAGUUCUACACCCUCAGGGAGCUGGUGGAAUGGAAAAUGCCCAAAGGAAGGCACUGUAAUGUUCAUAUUUCAAACAAAAUGUGUUGAUAUGUACUAUUAUGCUCUUUAUACUGAGCCACUCUUCCAUUUAAAUGUGUUAUUAUAUUCAUGAUACAAGAAAUAAAUUGUUUGUACAUUAAUCAACAAGG